CGUUAUCAGUUUCGACUGCUCAGUCGAUCUCAGAUUUUAAUCGAGACCUAUACUUUGAAUAAAAAACUAUAAAAUAAUAUUAAAAACGUAUUAAAAUUAUUAACAAAAAGUAGUUAUAUUUUUUCGGCCUUUAAUAAACUUGUCAAACAUUCUGUUAUCCCAUGAAUGAUAAUGAGGAACGAGAACAUCCCGCGUUUUUGCCUUGCGAUAAGUGAUAAGGCCCGGGAAGUAAAGUACAAAUUUCGCCUUUUUUUCUGUGUUCAAAGUCCGUUUUAAAAGUUAAUUUAAAAUAAAAUGGCUAGCGAUAUGAGUGAAAAUCCUUGGACGGAAGAGCUGUCAGUCUUGAUACUUUCGACAAACACAUUUUGCCAAAAGCUCAAGCAGGCGAUGACAUAUGCUUCAAAGAAGCUGUACAACAAGGAAAUAAAGCUCAAACUGGCUGAAGAUGUUGAGAGCAUAUGUUUAUCACCUCAGCCGGACACGUUUGUAGACUAUGUGGCUGUCGUUGUUGAUACUACGAUGCCUAAUGGCUCAGAAUUUUGUAAGGAAAAACUACGCCUUUUAGAACCGAAUUACUUGUCCACUCGCAUUUGCCUUGUGAAUGGUUCUUGCAGCACUGGCCCUCUUCCCGUUGCAAAAAAACUGGUCAAAUUGGCCGAUGAAUAUAAUAUUCCUUUUAUUAAUGGUGAAAUAAUGGACAAUAAUAGCUGCAAAUUAACAGGCGAAAGGAUUCUGAAGAUGGCUGUAAUAUCUACUGGUUUUCAAACGGGCAUUCCAGUUCUCAUACCGACUCCCAAGGAUUUGGAGCUUAUAAGUUAGAUUUUUGAAUGAUUUAAUUUAAAAUAUUUAUUUAAUUAAUAUUAAAAUCACUAUAAUUUAUGUGAUUUCGCCAAGAAUUAUAUAUUUAUAUCUGUUAAAAAAAUAAAUAAAGCUUUCUGUUCCUACAGCAAAACAGUACUGAAUACUCGUAUUUAUAUAAAUAGGAAAUGCAUUUAAAAAAAA
This is a messenger RNA of Cimex lectularius (bed bug), 1002 nucleotides long. RefSeq lists its product as uncharacterized. The transcript has 4 exons. The coding region runs from base 295 to 819 and encodes 174 amino acids. Lineage: Eukaryota; Metazoa; Arthropoda; Insecta; Hemiptera; Cimicidae. The record is from RefSeq and is a predicted model, not a curated record.